UUAUCUUAUGCCGCCAAAAUUGAAAAAUUGUUCAUUGCACUUUUUCUACUGUUAUUGUUCUUUGUCUUCAUAUAUUUAUUCAAAUAGUUUUAUUGAGAAUAUUUUUUAUAGGUGCUGAUUUCAGAUUAAGGCCUAAGUACUUCACUUUAUCUACAUUCGGGAGAAGCGUCCCAUUGAGGCUUACUGUGGGGCAGUUGCGUCUGCGGGGACCGAAGGGUCUGGAGUGGUAGCAACAAUGGCACUGUCAUGUACAUAAAUAUCAAUCAGGAGCUGCUCUUGCUGCAGCACAGGCAGGUCGGCGGUGUAUAUGGUAUAAAGAAUGGGGCCCAAGUCGCUACCUUGAGAGACGCCCGCUUGAAUGCCCCCAAUCCUGGAUAUCAGGCUCUCACACCUGACGUAAAAGCGACUAUCGUUUGUGUAGAGUUGUAGCCAAACUCGGUCCAAGAUCUGCUUGACGUCCAGAAAACUGCGGAGGUGUACUGUGUAUCUUCGAAGGAGCAGAGAGACAUUGCUCUGGGGUGCAGUGAUGACGUCGAAAACCAAAUUGAUGUUCUGGAAUUAGGUUGCGUCUAGUAAGGAUAAUAUUUCGAUUCAAGACGAGGUCAAGCUUCGGUUUCCAGGUUUCCGAAUCACCAUAAUCUCUGCGCACUUCCAUUGGGUUGAAGAGUAAGAAAGAUUAAAUAUUCUGGUAAACAAAUUGCCAAGUUAUUGAGUAUAUAAAAGUGAAAAAAGAAACCAAACAUGCCUUUUUAAAAUUUUCAACAAAUAUAGUAAAAUAUAAUAAGAUUUAUGUAACCAGACUUUUCAAAGUGACUCUUGUAUGCUUCUUUUAAAACAUAUGAAUGGAUUUGUUGGCACUCUUUGUGAUACACCAAUUAAUUCUGUCCAAUUGCUUAGUGGUACAGGGUCUAGCUAUUGAGGAUGUUCCGUACCUCGCUUGGGUGGCUACACAGAAGGAGCACAAGGAACACUUUGGACAUGGGAAAGUGUGUGCCGGUACGGUAAUAUCGGAGAGAGUGAUCCUAUCAGCUGCACAAUGCUAUUAUAUAUCAACGUCACAUCCUGCGCGUUAUAUGGAUGCCAAAUUUUACAUUGCUGUUACUGGUGAAAAUCAUUUUGGUAGCCUCGACAGAUUAACCCAUGAAUUUCCGAUACUACAAAUUGUAGGACACUCCGAUUUCAAUGAGCAAACGAUGGACAACGAUGUUGCUGUGCUGUUUAUUAAUGGCUACAUACCACGGGUUUGGAGAAAUGUGAAACCAGUGCCUUUGGCCGAAAGUCCCCCAGAAAUAGGUGAAAAGUGUUUUCUAAGUGGAUGGGCAGAUAGCGGGGAUAUACAUCAGGCAGAAUUAUCUAUUAUGGAUUUGGAAACUUGCAGAGAUACAUUUCCUGGGAUUGGAAAUUCCCAAAUGUGUACUGCAUACAAAGAAGUCAGGGGUAUUUGCUUGGUUGAUGCGGGUAAUCCAUUGGUAUGUUCUGAAAAAUUAACGGGAAUAUUGAGCAUGGAGCAUUAUUGCUUUCACACUGCUGGAACCUUUACCAAUAUUUCUAAUCAUAUCGAUUGGAUAAGAAAGGCUAAUUCCACUUUCGAUUACUCGUUAGAUAUAGAAACACUGUAUUUAUCUUCUGCAAUAAGAAAAUAUCAACCGCUUGCCUUGUUUUCAGCAUUGCUGAUUCUUAAAAUUUGUAGACUUGUAAGUUAAACAGAUAAAUCGUGUUAAUUUCUAUCCUUAAGAAGAUA
Drosophila willistoni is the source of this 1741-nucleotide messenger RNA. Its product is annotated as trypsin-3-like. Gene Ontology annotation, molecular function: serine-type endopeptidase activity. Gene Ontology annotation, biological process: proteolysis. The record is from RefSeq and is a predicted model, not a curated record. The coding region runs from base 843 to 1703 and encodes 286 amino acids. NCBI's taxonomy places the organism in Eukaryota, Metazoa, Arthropoda, Insecta, Diptera, Drosophilidae. The transcript is spliced from 4 exons.